Acanthosepion pharaonis is the source of this 651-nucleotide messenger RNA. The record is from the annotation of a GenBank genome assembly. Lineage: Eukaryota; Metazoa; Mollusca; Cephalopoda; Sepiida; Sepiidae.
AUGUUUUUUUUUUUUUUCUUUCUUUCUUUCUUUCUUUCUUUCUCCAUCUUCUUAUUUUCUUUCCACGCGAACGGAGCGAACGCUACAGCCCCGUACCGGUUCCUCGCUUCGCACGGGCACGGCCCGACCGACCCGGUCCUCGGAGCCAAUCCUUCUUCCGAAGUCUAUGCUUUAUCUAUUUUUAAAACUCUCUAUAUGUUUUCUAUUUGGGCUUUUUUUCUAAACUCUAUCUAUCUAUCUAUUCUUAUUCCAUCUUCUACAUAUCUAUCAAAUCUUUUAUUUAAAAUUUCUAUCUAUCAAGAAUAUUUCUAUCAAUUUGUUUUCUUUCUAUCUAGCUAUCUAUCAGUUCUUUUUCAUUCUAUCUUUCUAUUCUUUUUUAUCUAUCUAUCUAUCUAUGAAUUCUUAUUUUAUCUUUCUGUCUAUCAUUUCUUUUUCUAUCUAACCAUCAAUUCUUUUUAUCCAACUAUCAGUCAAUUCUUUUUUCUUUCUAUAAAUUUCUAUUUCCAUCUAUCUAUCAAUCUAUCAAUUCUUUUUCUUUCUAUCUAUCUGUCAUUUUUUUCUAUAUAUCUAUCAAUAAUUUUUCUAUCGAUCUACACUAUAUCUAUUUAUUUUCCAUCUACCAAUUCUUUGUCUGUCUAUCUAUCUAUUUAG